GGAGCAUCACUCCUCGACCAAUUCGUUAUCGAACAGUCCGACGACCUCAACGAGUAAGAAGGCCGCCGAUGGUGGUAGCGUUUUGGACUACGCGGUACCCUCAAACGGGUUCCGAACAUUAUCGCGAGCGGAAGUCCUUGAAGGUUAAGGCAAUAAGUCAAACAGCAACAGUUACAUUUCUUCAAUGGAUUUAUAAUAUCAUCUGGACCACGAUCAUUGUUCAUUCUUGAGGAUGGCGUUUAGAGAUCUCUUGACAGCAUCAAAAAUUUAUCAUCGUUGUUUCUUGUUCGUGGUCUCUACAUCUUUUAUUGCGUGAUCCGUGAGGAUCAACUCGGUGCACAGGCAUAGGCAUACGAAUCGCCGAUAUGAAUGAUAUUUGUUAUGACGACUACUUCUGUGAGAGAAUGAGGACGCAGGUGUGACCCAGAUGAAGAACACCGUCUAAGAACGCGAACGCGAGAGGCGAAGCCACAGUCCUUCCAGCUUAGCUGCGGUGGGGGCACUCGCGCCUGGAAGUUUUCGACAAAAGCGGGUACGAAUAUGCCGCAAAGAUCCUUUUCUUGGACGGCUCUUUCGAAGGUCAGAUUCGCGCUCCUACGGCGAGCUCUUUCACGAGUGUCAAGAACAAAACCGUCGUUCCUUGGGGGAGCAGGUAUUCGUACUGUUUCGUUUCCGUUUGAUUUGAUACAAGUUCACAAGUUCGUGUCUGCCUCGUGCACUCUUCACCAUCUCGAUCAUCUGCCUUCCCACUCCGAGUCUAGGACGCCUAGAAAGAGAAAGUGUACUAAUCGAAUUUCGUCGUCAAUCAGGUAUUGGAAAGGACGCAAUUUUUGGCGAAGCCUUCAGUGUCCAUGAAGCUCACGCCGAGAAAUAUGGCUAUUGUACGAGUUGAUGGCACGUCGCAGAAAAAGCAACAGGUACCGAAACGAGCUCUGCAACGAAUGACGAGCGCACCUGCUAGCGCUGCUCGUAUCGCGUCCUCAUCCGUCAAUUUGACCGCCACCCCGACUGUCAGCAUCAUUU
This is a messenger RNA of Amoebophrya sp. A25, 1023 nucleotides long. Lineage: Eukaryota; Dinophyceae; Syndiniales; Amoebophryaceae. The record is from the annotation of a GenBank genome assembly.